AUGCCAGCUUUUUUUAAGGCAUUAAAUUCUUUGACGGCGGGAAUUAAAUCCGCACGACUGGCACCGGUAGGUUGGAUUAAUAAAUCAGCAUGUUUGGCAAUUUCCAAAGUACUUCUAUUAGUGCGAGCAGAUCCAUCAAUGAUAAUUAAAUCGUAUUGCUUGGUUAGCGCAGUGUGUACUUGUGCCGUAGCAGCUGGUACUGCUUGUGUUUGCGUUGCUACUGGAGGCUUAGCUGCUCCCAAAAUAGUGGGAAUUGGUGCAGCAUCUAGCUUCGGUGGAUACUUAGUUGGCAAUCAAGCCGAUAAAGAAAGUGCGGAAAGAGAAAAAUUACUGAUGUAA
Funneliformis geosporum is the source of this 339-nucleotide messenger RNA. The record is from the annotation of a GenBank genome assembly. Lineage: Eukaryota; Fungi; Glomeromycota; Glomeromycetes; Glomerales; Glomeraceae.